Plasmodium fragile is the source of this 702-nucleotide messenger RNA. RefSeq lists its product as uncharacterized. Bases 1 to 702 code for a protein of 233 amino acids. NCBI's taxonomy places the organism in Eukaryota, Apicomplexa, Aconoidasida, Haemosporida, Plasmodiidae. The transcript has a single exon. The record is from RefSeq and is a predicted model, not a curated record.
AUGAGAAACGAAAAUGUGUUGACGCAGAAUUGUGACGUGCUGGACACAGUAGGCAACAAAUUGGAAGAAAUUUUAAGAAACCUAGAAAAUGUUUUAGCCCAGCUGGACCCACUAAACAAUUAUGAAGCGAAGGAAGAUUCAAUGUUCUCCAAUUUGAAUGACGAACAGAACGAAAUUAUUAUCUUGUCCAACAUGAUAUAUGAUAAUAUUAACAACCUUACAUCUAUGCUUCACGAUUUUAUUAAAACCAUCCCCCCCUCGUACACAUACCAUACGACUUUCCACUCAAACAACUUUGUUAUCUUGAGGGAGAAUAGAAAGGAGGAAAAAAGACAAGAUGUGCGGAUACCCUUGGAUAAUGCUCAUAAAGAUGGCACGCCACUUGAUGGAACAGCGUGUGCUGACGUACAGGCUAUGCAAUAUGAAGAUGGAAUAGGGAAACACACCCAAUUGGAUGCUAAUGAAAAUGAGGACGCUGAUUCAAAUGAUCAACAGGGUACAGAGCUAACCACCCACUCCGCUCCCCCUGCUCAUAUCAAAUUGAUUGAUAAAAGAAUAUUCAAGCCGCUGCAGCUAUACAAAAAAAAACCGGUUGAAGAAUUUUUCUAUUUUUCUCACACAGUCGAUUUAGAGUAUGCUAAUUUGUUAUACAUGCAAAGGUAUGAACAGAAACUUCAAGAAUAUUUAAUGAAGGCGAGGUAG